AUAUUCCGUUCUAGCAAGUGGACAGAUAUAAGGAACUUGAGUUAGUUUUAGAGGCACUCAGUACACGUUUCGUUAGUCGUCCGUUAAUCUUCGAAGGAAGCCAAUUCAUCGCAUUUUAUCAUCGCCGAGAGAGAGGUUUACGAAUCUUCUUCUCCACCCUGAUUGAUAACAUUCUUCGGAUGUUCGAGAAAGAUGGUUGCGUUAGGCCCUUAGAGACAAGUUCGUAACUAUAAGAGACGCGAGAUGAAUCCGAUGGACGUUGGAUCUGAUUGUAAACCGAUUGAAAGAUCACGUUACAGUGUAUACGUGUGUGAAAAGAAGACGUUGCACCAUUCGCAGAUGCUGUAUCCUCGUUUCUGAGAGCCAUUCUUGCCGUUUUUUCUCAAGGAUCAAAUAGAAGAAUAAUCGUUGAAAGAAAAUUGAUUAGAUUGUAGAAUAGAAACGAAAGCAUAAGGAAGCAAAAAAACAUAGGAAUCCGAAACAUACCUUCUACCGGGAAAAAAUCAAGCAACUUUACGAAAUAAUCCAGGACGCAUUCAUUAACAAAUUCUUGAUAUGGCCACGAUGGCUGGAGGAGAGUAUACAUCCGUGAAGGACUUUUACAGAGACAGGUCGAUUUUUAUAACUGGAGGUACAGGUUUUAUGGGUAAAGUUCUCGUCGAGAAGCUAUUGAGAUCGUGUCCAGAUAUCAAGAAUAUCUAUCUUCUGAUGAGACCCAAGAAAGGCCAGGAUGUGCAAGAGAGAUUGCAAGAACUUUUAAAUGCACCGCUAUUUGAGAAAUUACGGCGGGAUUCUCCGGGCGAGCUGUCGAAGAUCAUACCCGUAGCUGGUGAUGUUACGGAGCCGGAACUGGGCAUCUCGGCAGACGAUCAAGAUAUGUUAAUACGAUCCGUAUCGGUCGUUUUUCACUCAGCGGCCACCGUUAAAUUUGACGAGGCGUUGAAACUUUCGGUCACCAUAAAUAUAUUGGGUACCAAAAGAUUGGUUCAAUUGUGCCACCGUAUGCGUAACGUGGAGGCGCUUAUUCACGUCUCGACGGCGUAUUGCAAUUGCGAUCGGUAUGAUGUCGCCGAGGAGAUUUAUCCAGUGGGGAAGGAGCCCGAGCAAGUGAUUGCUCUGACAAAGUGGAUGGAUGACAAGAUGGUCGAGGAAUUAACUCCAAAUCUGAUUGCUGAUCGACCAAAUACAUACACAUUUACUAAAGCGUUGGCAGAGCGAAUGCUUCAACGAGAGAGGGGUUCUUUACCAGUGGCGAUUGUCAGGCCGUCGAUCGUAUUGGCAUCAUACAGAGAACCAGUCGCUGGUUGGAUGGAUAAUUGCAACGGGCCUACCGGGAUCAUUGCUGCCGCCGGAAAAGGCUUUUUCAGAACUAUGUUGUGCCGUAAGGACAAAGUGGCAGAUUUGGUGCCCGUCGACAUAGUGAUAAAUCUAAUGAUUUGCGCAGCAUGGAGGACUGCCACGCAUCGCACCGAUACCAUUUCGAUUUACAACUGUUGCACCGGUCAACAAAAUCCAAUAACAUGGAAGCAGUUCGUUGAUCUAUCAUUCAAAUAUAGCCGGAUACAUCCGGCAAACGAUGUGCUGUGGUAUCCGGAUGGUCGUUGUCACAGCUCCACUAUCAUAAACAAAUUGUGCGUGACGCUUCAGCAUACGCUACCCGCGCACAUCUUAGAUACCUUCGCACGGCUGAAGGGCUCGCGGCCGAUAAUGGUCCGUGUACAAGCGAAACUCUCCAAGGCUGCCAAGUGUCUAGAGUACUUCAGCACGAAAGAAUGGAACUUUAGAGACGACAAUGUACGACGACUCGGUGAGCAGCUCAGUCUAGAGGAUCAAGAAACAUUUAUGUUCGAUGUAAGGCAGAUCGAUUGGCCAUCGUACUUGGAGCAUUACAUCUUGGGAAUACGACAGUUUAUUUUGAAAGAGAGUCCAGACACACUGCCAGCUGCUCGUUCACACAUCACAAAACUAUAUUGGCUUCACAGGGCUAUGCAAUUUGGGAUGCUAAUAAUAAUGUUACGCGUUCUGCUACUACGCAACGCCGCGACGCGAGGAGCCUUCUUUUCGCUGCUGUCUAUCGUACUUCGUAUAUGCCGCUUGAUUGUUUGACGGCUCAGAAUAGGCCCGGUCGAUGAUCGCGAUCAGCGAAACACGAAGCGGCCGUUAUCCAUGGAGCGUUAUUUAAACGUGCGAUUUGUUCUUCGACUUCGUUGCUCAGCCUCCUCAACGAUAAAGCGCUACCUUCAUACUACUUAUCAAUUGGCCUUCUCGAUAUUAAUCGUUGGCGAGUAACAUCAGUUAUACAUAUUUGAUUUAUGAUAAAGUGUCGGUUACCGAUUUGCGCGAGUGAAUAAGAUCUUUGUGAUGAAAUUAUCUCCCGAUAAGUACAAGUUCUCCAAUUUUUCAUAUAUCACAAUAAUAAUAAUAAUAAUAAUAAUAAUAAUUAUUAUUAUUAUUAUUAUUGUUAUUAUUAUUAUUAUUACAUUAAUGUUAUUCCUUAUAUUAUUCCGUGUGAAUCAUCGCAAAAUCAAUCGUCGGUUUCUAUACAUAUACAGUAGUGUGAUUGUCAUUACGUGUUUCAUUAUGCCAUAGAAUAAAAAUAAACGCGCAUUAUCACUUGAUUAUUCCGUUAUAGCGUCAUUGUACAUCGAUACUUUGCACAACGUCAAUAUCUAAUAAAUAAAGCCAAGUUGUGUCGACACGCGAUUGUGUUGCUAAAGCGAGCUCGGUAUGUCGUUAAUCUAGAUAGUCGGUUUUCAGUAAAUGAUAAGAAAUGCUUGCCGGUAACCAUACACACAAAACACAUACACAUACACAUCGUUCUCGCAACACGACGCAUCGAGAAUCCGUACCUUUAUAUUGUUUGUUUGUAAUCUAACAUUAUUUUCUUUUUUUACUCUGUGACGUAAGAUACCUAGAUAGAUAUUUUGCUACAACCGCACGAAAUGGUUCCAUAGUUACGCGUAGAAGUGAAAAUUGCAAUCGAGAUUUAGAAAUAGUAAGAAACCCGAUCACAUACGUAGAAAGAAUACUAUGAUAGAGGGGAGCGGACAAUGUUAAUAUGUUAAUUAGAAUAAAUAUAUAGUAUGUCUUUUUUUAAACUGCCACUGAUACGCGCGAAACUCUUACAAUUAGCCGUAAACGUGUCUUGUUCAAAACAACGAGAACUCUCAGACCGCAUCAAAACAUUCUUACAAACUUAUCGAGAAGUGCGCUAUAUCACACUCUAUCUUAAUGAAAUUCUGUCUAUGUAUCUUACACAUAUUAUUGUCACAGGAUCGAUAAUUUUGAAGGUAUUGGCAACUCUUAUCGGCCAACCCUAUCAAACAAACGAUCCAUCGAUCUGAAGCAAUAAAAAAAUGCAAAAUUCUUACUCACAUGAUGUCUUUUGACACUGAAAAUGAGCGUCAGCGCGAAGAGGCACGUUGAUAAUCAUACUUUUGAACAUACAUCCAUUGUUACCUUUCAAAUGAUCAUGAUAUUGCGCUUUGUAUAUUUAUUAUUUAUUGAAAUAAUUUUUUAUUUACACAUAUAUCAACUACUUUUUUUGCAAGAAUUAAUUUAUUAUCCUAAACGGAGCAGGCUUUCUCUCCUUUAUAUUUCACGAGCAAUCGAUGAAACACUGUCGGGCUUCGGGAAUGAGAAAGGUACACUUGAAAUAGAGGUAAGCGUAAAUGUAACAGAAAUAUCCACGUUAAUUAGCAACGUAAGAAAAUGACAAAUAAUUUUAAUUUUGCGCCACGAGUAAGGGAGGAGUAGUGCUACGAAGGUCACCAUCUGCUAGUCUCGUCUGUAUUGUUAUCUGGUUACACAGUGCAUACAAAAAAAAAACGAUAUUUAAUAUAUAUAUAUAUAUAUAUAUAUAUAUAUAUAUAUAUAUAUAAUUAAUUUAAUUAAUAUUAUACUAUGCUAUUAUAAAAAUUACAUUAAAAAUGAUAAGUCA
Messenger RNA from Cataglyphis hispanica, 3940 nucleotides. RefSeq names its product putative fatty acyl-CoA reductase CG5065 (gene FAR1). The coding region runs from base 556 to 2106 and encodes 516 amino acids. NCBI's taxonomy places the organism in Eukaryota, Metazoa, Arthropoda, Insecta, Hymenoptera, Formicidae. The transcript has 8 exons. Gene Ontology annotation, biological process: long-chain fatty-acyl-CoA metabolic process. Gene Ontology annotation, molecular function: alcohol-forming very long-chain fatty acyl-CoA reductase (NADP+) activity. Gene Ontology annotation, cellular component: peroxisome. The record is from RefSeq and is a predicted model, not a curated record.